AUGGCAACGCCAAUCGUGACUGCCGCGGCGGGGGUGAUGAAUCCCCUCAUCGGCAAGCUCACCACCCUGAUGGGUGAAGAGUACAAGAAGCUCAAAGGAGUGAGGAAGGAGGUGUCUUUUCUCAGGGACGAGCUCAGCGCCAUGAAUGCUGCCCUUGAGAAGCUGGAGUUCAUGGAAAAGCUCGAGCCAGAUACCAAGGACUGGAGGGAUCAUGUCAGGGAGAUGGCCUACGACAUGGAGAAUUGCAUCGAUGACUUCAUGCAGGAUACUGGAGGUGCCCACACCAACGCCGGUGCAGGUUUCAUGAAGAGGAUGUCUCGGCGUCUGAAGACGCUGAGGGUGCAUCACCGGAUUGCCGGCCAGAUCGAAGACCUCAAGGCUCUUGCAGUAGAGGCAAAUGAACGGCGAAUAAGGUACAAGAUUGACAACUGCAAUACUAGUUGUGGCUCUGUGGAUAUAGAUCCGCGGAUUUCAGUGAUCUACAAAGAUGUUGCUGGACUAGUGGGUACUGAUGGCCCAAAGAAGGAGGUUCUCAGUUUGUUAACCGUCACCGAGAAGAAACUCAAGGUGGUGUCCAUCGUGGGAUUCGGAGGACUUGGUAAAACCACCCUUGCUAAUCAGGUGUAUGAUGAUCUCGAAGGGCAAUUUGACUGUAAGGCAUUUAUUCCCGUCUCUCAAAAACCAGACAUGCCACGGCUUCUCAAUAGCCUAAGAUUAAAGCUUGGGAUAAAUGAGUUAUCUGGUAUUUGUGAGGUGCAAGACAUCAUCGGUCAACUUAGAGAACACCUUGCAAACAAGAGGUAUUUUAUUAUAGUCGAUGACUUGUGGGAUCAAGAAGCAUGGGAGAUUAUAAGAAGUGCCUUCCCACCAAAUUGUAAUGGGAGCAGAGUAAUAGUAACCACACGAGUGGAAGACGUUGCAAUCUCAGCAUGUUCUUAUCAACGUGAGCAAAUUUACAAAAUGAAGCCCCUUGGGUCUAAAGAUUCAAGAAGGUUAUUCAUGAACAGAGUAUUUGGGCCUGAAAACAUGUGUCCAUCUAAUUAUGAAGAAGUCUCAAAUGAAAUUCUGAAGAAGUGUGGCGGGCUGCCACUUGCAAUCAUUACGAUAGCUAGCCUAUUAGCAUGUCGUCAAGAAAGAUCAAGGAAUGACUGGGAGAACAUACGGAAUUCUCUGGGUGCUCAGUUUGCCAUAAACCCCACACUGAAAGGGAUGAGGAGUAUAUUAAACCUCAGCUAUAUGAAUCUUCCUCUUCAUCUCCGCACUUGCUUUCUUUACCUUGGUAUGUAUCCAGAAGACUAUGAGAUUAUGAGGGAUGAUCUAGUCCGAAAAUGGAUAGCCGAAGGCUUGGUUGGUAAUUCACAUGGAAAAACUUUGGAGGAUAUUGGAAUAAGUUAUUUCAAUGAGCUAGUCAAUAGAAGCCUGAUUCAGCCUGUAAUUAACUACAGGGGACUGUGUUGCAAAGUACAUGAUAUGAUGCUGGAUUUGAUCCUAAACAAGUGUGCAGAAGACAAUUUCAGUAGUGUGGCAUAUACUUCUGAAGACAUGACAAGAUUGCGUGACUGCACGUCCAAGAUCCGUCGGUUAUCCCUGAUCUCACGUGUUGAUAGAACAACAAGUGAAACAAUAUCAUGGACUAUUUCAGAUAGCAUAUCACAAGUUCGGUCAUUGGUGUGGUUCGGAGAUUGCAAGUCCAUACCUCGUCUUUCUGAGUUAAAGUAUAUCCGUGUGUUAUCCUUUGAAUGCUCAUAUUUCUCUGAGAGUUCACGUCUGGACCUCACUGCUAUCAGCCAAUUGUUUCAACUGCGGUAUUUAAAGGUUUCAGGUUAUUUCUAUGCAGAGCUUCCCGCUGAAAUUCGGGGGCUUGUGCAUUUGGAUACGUUGGAUGUACCAAAUGGAAGCAUCCCGUCAGACAUAGAGCACUUGCCCCGCUUGUCUAAUCUGAGAAUGGGUUUGUAUGGGAUUAUAGGGCUACCUGAAAGGAUCGGGAUCAUGGAAUCACUUCUCACACUCGAUGGUUUCAGACUGGAGAGGAGUUCGCUGGAGGCUCUUGAGGGCCUUGGUAAGCUGACUAAUCUGAGGAGUCUGGAGCUUCAUAGCUACGAUGGUGCUGAGUGCAAUCUGCUGGAGAAGGCGGCGAAGUUUGAUGCUUUCGCCUCUUCUAUUUGUAAGCUACGCAACCUCAAAUAUCUCAAGAUCGUAGGCAAUCAUGAUGAUAAGGACGACAUUUUAGGCUCAGUUCCAGAUCCUCCCGCCCUUAUCGAGGAAAUGUACAUUGACAGCUGGAAGAUGUUGGGAGUUCCUAAAUGGAUCGGUGAUCUCAGUUGCCUACAUAGCCUGGAAUUAUAUGUUAGGGAGGCGAAAACUGAUGCGAUUACUGUUCUUGGAGCACUGCCAUCCCUCGUCUACCUCUACCUUAGAGUCGUGACAUGCCCAAAAGCAGGGGCUGUAAUCGUCAGCAAGGGAUUAUUCCCACUUCUGGAGCGCCUUACAUUCUUCUCUCAAGAAGAUGUUACGCCAUAUCUGGGUUUCGAGGCAGGAGCUAUGCCCAAGGUACGAGAGCUCAGUCUGGAACUCGAUGAGACGUCGUGGGGUGGAGCUGCACCAGUCGGCAUCGAGCACCUCUUGGGCCUCCAGCAGAUCAGUUUAACUGUAUGGUGCAAAGAGAAGGAAUCUCCUGAACAAGUGAAGCUCCAAGUCCGGUCUGCGUUUAGUAACGCCGUGCAACUGCACCCAAAGCCUCCUUCCGUGGAUAUUAAAUGCUACCCCAACUUGUGAGUGAAGCAUGAACGGACCACGUGCACUGAGCAAUACGGCCUCUGCUGUAACUCUCAUCAUUUCCUCUGCUAUAUGCUGUACUCUUUUUCAUUCAUUUUUCAUUCGUGUUUAAUGUCUUGAGUGUUGUUACAUCUAGGAGUAUCUCCGAUGCACUCUGUAUAUGCAGAGAACCACGUGAUUAAUGUUGGAUUAUUUGGUUUGAGAAAC
Hordeum vulgare subsp. vulgare (domesticated barley) is the source of this 2982-nucleotide messenger RNA. RefSeq names its product disease resistance protein RGA5-like. The coding region runs from base 1 to 2775 and encodes 924 amino acids. Gene Ontology annotation, molecular function: ADP binding. Gene Ontology annotation, biological process: defense response to other organism. Lineage: Eukaryota; Viridiplantae; Streptophyta; Magnoliopsida; Poales; Poaceae. The record is from RefSeq and is a predicted model, not a curated record. The transcript is spliced from 3 exons.